AAUAAAUGGUUGUUGUGCUUUAAAAAAUUCUUAGUACUCCUCUAUAAUUGAUUUUAAUGCGAAAUUGAUGAUUUUGUUAUUAAAUUUAAUAACACCAAAUGAACACAAGCAUGUUAAUAGUGAUUAAAAAUUUGUGAAGAAAAACAGCAACCACCGGCGGCGAGCAGAAGUGAUGGCGGCGGUUAGGCAGAGGGCGGUGGCACUACCGGCGCUAAUGCGAGCGCUUCGGAAAGAGGCGCCGCCAAGGCACCACAUGGCUUUGCCGUCGCUUAGAAGAGCUUUCUCUCUCUACGAUCAGAUUAAUAUUAUCACUGAAGUCCCCGAAGACCAGCUCCGUUUCCAGGAGUUUGAUGACACAGGGUUCAAAGUAAAUGGAGUUAGUUAUGAAGGUAGCAUACUUUGUGUAGGAAAUUUAUUGAUGUCUUGGACACCCAAGAAGUUCUCAGAUAUCACUGCUGAAAGCUUGUCUAUUUUUAAGACCUUGCGGCACAUACCAGAUUUUAGUUCUUGGCUGUGGGAGGCAUAUUCAACCGGUAAAUCCUGAACUUCGUAACUUCAUUCGUUCGACUGGCAUGAAACUUGAAGUCAUUGACUCAGUAAGUUCCUCUCAUCACAGAACAUGCGUUUUACCGUGUGCUUCCAUUUCCCCAAGGUUUCUUGAUCAAACUUUUCCUCGUUGCUGAAGACAGUGGUAGGAAUCAUAUAGUUUAUUGAUGUUUUUGUUGUUUUAUAGAGAAAUGCAGCCUCUACUACAAUAUAUUGAACGAAGAGGGCAGAAUUGUAGCCGCGGCACUUAUCCCACACGGAGUCACUUCUUGAACCUGUAAUGUUUCUGUUUUUUUUACUCUCUUUUUGAAUGAGUCUUUGUAUUAAUACUCGGCUAAGCUAUUUUAUUUUUUUCUUCUCAAUACCAAUAUUGCUUUUUUUU
Salvia splendens (bonfire salvia) is the source of this 928-nucleotide messenger RNA. RefSeq lists its product as uncharacterized. Gene Ontology annotation, biological process: mitochondrial respiratory chain complex I assembly. The coding region runs from base 173 to 544 and encodes 123 amino acids. The record is from RefSeq and is a predicted model, not a curated record. Gene Ontology annotation, cellular component: mitochondrial inner membrane. The transcript has 4 exons. NCBI's taxonomy places the organism in Eukaryota, Viridiplantae, Streptophyta, Magnoliopsida, Lamiales, Lamiaceae.